Molecule: messenger RNA, 549 nt
Organism: Anneissia japonica
Lineage: Eukaryota; Metazoa; Echinodermata; Crinoidea; Comatulida; Comatulidae
Product: alpha-N-acetylneuraminide alpha-2,8-sialyltransferase-like
Exons: 2
Coding region: 43-465 (140 amino acids)
Biological process (GO): oligosaccharide metabolic process; N-glycan processing
Molecular function (GO): alpha-N-acetylneuraminate alpha-2,8-sialyltransferase activity
Source: RefSeq, a predicted model, not a curated record
GGACUACGAAAAAAAAAGCAACAUUCAUCAUUUAUCGAAUCAAUGAAGCAAUACAACAACUAUAUUUGGUUCCCAAGCCUGUCAUCCGAAACGGCCUUUUCGGGAUGUCUGAAGGCUAGUGAUCUAAUAAAUCGCCAAUCUCCAAAAAAUCGAAAUAUAAAAGUACUAAAUGGAAAUCCAAAUCAUUUUAGAGAAAUCAGUCGCUACUGGAAAAAUAAUUAUAUCAGCAAAACUAUUUCGUCAGGUUUUUAUGUUACAACGUCAGCGCUUUUAUAUUGCGAAGAAAUUCAUCUAUAUGGAUUUUGGCCAUUCUAUACGGACCUUCAUAAUAGACCAGUCAACUACCACUAUUACGAAAACGUCAAAUUAAAGAAAUACGGACAUUCAUUUGGGAAAGAAUUUAAAGAAUUACUACGACUACACAGUGAGGGUGUUUUGCACCUACAUGCCGACAAAUGCUAUUGAUAAUUAAAGUUGUGCUACUUUAGCCUUAUCGGCAGAUAGGCCCGAUGGGGAUAAUUACUAUUCAUUAGUGUUGAUUAUUUUCGU